UCAUCAUAAUGUGUAUGAUAGUCGCAGUGCUAAUUAUAUCAACUAAUUUAUUAACAAUCGUUAGUAUCGUAAAAUUUAAAUGCUUAAGGAAAACCAGUGCUAAUAAGUUCAUCCUUAGCCUCGCAUGUGCUGAUUUUUUAUUGGGAUUAGCGCUACUAUCAUGUUCAUUUAGAUUCUACGCGCCAAAUCUUGUGAACUAUUUUGGAAAUAAAAACGCAGAGAAGAUAUCAUGUCUUAUAUGUAUUCCAUGUAUAACUCUUGGCGCCUUAGCUUCCUUGAUGAACUUCUUAUUGGUAACACUUGACAGAUUUGUAUCAAUAAGUAGACCAUAUCUACACACAAAAUGGUUCUCUGACGGAAAGAUCAAAAUCGUUAUUGCCCUUAUAUGGAGCUAUACUGUCAUUUGUGUGGUCAUUAUGAAGAUAUUCUACCAGUACAAUGAAGGUGAUAUGUGUCUCUGGUCAGUUGUCUACAGACGAACAUUCCUGCUCCUCACUUUCCAUGUGUUCAGUGUCCUUACCCUCAGCACCCUCGCUUACGCUUACAUCUUCAUAAUUGCCUGGCAACAACAUAAAAAAAUCUACAUCCAGCAUGCAAUGCAUCGUUGUCAAGGAAAUGGAACUACAUGUCCGUCUCAACGCAAGGAUUUUAAAUUGACUAAAAUGGUCGCUUGGGUAUAUGCAGUUUUGAUGAUAUGUUUCAUACCAUUUAUCUGCACGACCAUUAUGUUAGUAUACUACAA
Messenger RNA from Owenia fusiformis, 742 nucleotides. Lineage: Eukaryota; Metazoa; Annelida; Polychaeta; Sabellida; Oweniidae. The record is from the annotation of a GenBank genome assembly.